AUGCGGUUACCAAUCAGCCGCAUUUUUCUUGGGUUAUGGAUCUUGACUUGUUCGAUACCAAUUGGUCUAGCAGCCCAAACUCAUGAUCGGCACGAACAUGUCAGCGAAACAUCCAAAGAACCAUUUGAGUUCAUGGACACCAUGGAUGCUGAAACAAACAUUACCGCCGCCAUUGCGCCUGUUCCACAUCCAGAGCCUGAACCAGCACCAAUAGCUGAGCCUACUCCUGAACCUCAACCAGAGCCUGAACCAACAGCGACAACCGCUAAACAUCAAACGGACCAUCCUCAUCCUCAUCCGGAACCAGAACCUGAGCCUCAUCCUCAUCCAGAGCCAGAGCCGGAGCCUGAGCCAGAACCGAGCUCACGAGUCACAGGCCCUGUGCCUGAACCUGAGCCAGCGAUCAAAUUUGACAACAUUCAAUCAGAAGAUUACGGAGAAGUUGUAGAACUGAAAAACCAGCCGGAUGAACUCGACACUGAGGUGAUUGAACAACUGGUCGACAGAUUCCUCAACACUGGUUCACUCACGGACAAAAAUGCUCCGAAAUCUGCUAAUCCUGCUGCUCAAGCACUUGUUGGUAGCAGCAGCUAUUGGAAUACAGAGGGUCUUAAGGAGCCAGGCUCAAUCAAGGACGAAGCAGCUCUCAGAGAAUGGAUUCAAGGAUAUCAAACUGAAGCUCAAAAGGUACUCAAAGAGGUAGCUGCCGCCGGUUGGAAGUACUUCAGUCAUGCAUCGCCUGGAGCAAAGCAGAGUUUGAACGAAGCCGAACAGGUUCUAUCGCGAUUCGUACGGUCGACAUCAAUGCAGGCAAAGCAGUUCGAUUUGGAGUCGGUCACCGAUCCAGAUCUGAAACGUCAACUUAGUUAUGUAUCUUUCGAAGGAAUGUCGGCUUUAUCGCCAGCCGAUUACACAGCAUUUAAUCAAGCACAAAACACUUUGAACCGUGAAGCAACCGAUGUCACCAUCUGCGAUCUCGAUGUGCCACCUCCAUGUGCUUUGAAGAGAAUCGAUCUUGAAUCGAUAUUCCGAACUGAGAAGGAUGGCAAGCGGCUUUCUCAUCUUUGGAUUUCGUACCUUACACAACUGGCGAAGGAAAAGCCUACCUAUCAGAAAUUGAUCGCAUGGACUAACAAAGGUUCGUCAAAGAGAAUCGAUCUUGAAUCGAUAUUCCGAACCGAGAAAGAUGGCAAGCGACUCUCUCACCUUUGGAUUUCGUACCUCACACAAUUGGCGAAGGAAAAGCCUACCUAUCAGAAAUUGAUUGCAUGGACUAACAAAGGAGCUAAAGCAAACGGUUUCCCUGAUGGAGGAGCAAUGUGGCGAAGUGCUUUCGAUUUGUCCGGAAAGAACACUCCACAUGUUGUCGAUAUUAAAGAUCAAAUCGAGCAAAUUUAUAAAAAAAUCGAGCCACUUUAUAAACAAAUACAUUCCUAUGUCCGACGACAGAUUGCUGGCAUUUACUCAAAUCCACCUGGUAUCAGCAAGAACGGAGCAAUCCCAGCACAUUUAUUCGUAAUCAAGGAUUCCACUCAACACCAUGCGUUUCGUAAUUAUCGAUCAAUUUUUAUCUUGUGGCUCAAAUUGGCGGCUUUCCAAGCUUACCGCUACUUCAAAUCGAUAGGGUUCCCUUCCCUGCCGAAGACGUUCUGGACGAAUUCGCACUUUGCCCGAGUCUGGAGUCGUGACAUGAUUUGUAAUCCUCCAGCCGCUCUCGACAUGAGGGACGGUAGCGAUUUCAGGGUGAAAUCAUGCGCUCAGUUAGGCAUGCCAGAUUUCGAACUGGCUCAUUCCCUCAUGGCACAAGUGUACUAUCAGUAUCUCUACAGGCAACAGCCACUUUUGUUCAGGGAACCAGCAUCUUCAUCGAUCAGUGACGCGAUCGCCAGAGUCUUUGCACAUUUAUCGACAAAUCCCCACUAUCUGUACUCACAGAAACUAGUCACCGCUUCACAUCUGGACAUCAAGGACUCUUUGAUCGUUAACAAACUUUACAAGGAGGCUCUCGAGAACUUUGUCAAAAUGCCAUUCGAUAUCGUGGCUGACAAUUGGAGAUUCGAGCAAUUUGAAGGCAAAAUUACACCUGCCAAGAUUAACGAUCGAUGGUGGGAACUUCGAACAAAAUAUGAAGGAAUCAGUGCGCCUGAACCCUACAACUCAUCCAACUUGGAUGCGCUCAUGCACACUGCAAUUUCUCAGGUUCACUCGCCAGCCAUCAAGACUUUGAUUAGUUACGUAGUGCAGUUCCAAAUUCUGAAGUCAAUAUGCCCUACUGGAACUGUGUUGAGUGAAGGUUGUAUUCUCUCGGAAGUCACCACAGAGAAGCUUCGCGAAGUUAUGAAGAAGGGAUCGUCGAUCACAUGGUUACAAGCGUUGGAACAGAUUACCGGAUCUGCUCAACUUGAUGCUUCCCCACUACUGGAGUACUAUGAACCAUUGGCUGACUGGUUGCGGAAUACCAACGAAAUUGAUCAGACCGUACUUGGCUGGGAUGGUGAUGGCACCCCCUUUAGCGCUGAAGAAAUCCCGAAGCCUAGAGCUGGUAUGGACAGUGGCAGCGGUAUUCUCAGCGAGGAUCGGGUAGCAUUCCCAGGUGGCCUUUGUGCGAAUGGACAAGAAUGCCUCCUGGAUUCACACUGUAACGGAACAGUAUGCGUAUGUAAUGAAGGAAUGUACACGUUAGAAAUCGGCGCUACUGUAAACUGCGUCCCAGGAAAUCCGGCUGAUAGCGGCUUCGGCGAUGGAAAGGGUGGACUGGUGAUCGGACUGUUCUCAUCGGAGACGACGCCAAAUCCUGAGCCAGAGCCAACGACUUCUACAAAUCCUUCCUCUCAACGGCCGGUGUCGUUAACAUCAACGUAUUUGAUCAUUCCAUCGCUUUUGUUUGCAACUCUGGUUUACCUAUUGUAA
This is a messenger RNA of Haemonchus placei, 2910 nucleotides long. Lineage: Eukaryota; Metazoa; Nematoda; Chromadorea; Rhabditida; Trichostrongylidae. The record is from the annotation of a GenBank genome assembly.